Rhagoletis pomonella (apple maggot) is the source of this 3377-nucleotide messenger RNA. Its product is annotated as zinc finger FYVE domain-containing protein 1-like. Gene Ontology annotation, molecular function: metal ion binding. NCBI's taxonomy places the organism in Eukaryota, Metazoa, Arthropoda, Insecta, Diptera, Tephritidae. The record is from RefSeq and is a predicted model, not a curated record. The transcript is spliced from 10 exons. Bases 530 to 2815 code for a protein of 761 amino acids.
UAAGGUAAAUGUACAUUUAUCUGUACGUUUUAAAAACUUUAAGGCGUGGCAGAGCAAGUAACAGGAAAUUGCUCCAAUCGGCAGUGCAACGUGAUCCCUUUGUUUUCUGUCUUGACAUUUGCGGAAUUUCGGAAGACAAAGCAAGUUUUCUGAUUACAUGCAACUUGAUAGAGACGCGGCAAUAAUUUUUGUAAUAUUUUGCAUUAAACCCUGCAAACCGCGUUUAAACUACUGGAAACUGUGCUUAAUAACGUGGACGUGUAUUGGUUGUGCAUAUUAAACAAGUGAAAAUGUUCAAUAAGAAUUUAUCGGCUAAUUCGGCCAUAAUGGAGGCAUUGGAGUCAUUGCCUGGAAUCGGGGUGCAUAUUUAUGCAAUACUAGAUAAGGGUGCGGGCGCGCGCGAAAUAAGCGCAAUCAAACAGGGAAAUUUGCAUCUAAAAUUGCAAUUGUAAGACUGGAGUGGUUGUGGAAUGGAACUGCGUGGAAUAUUAAUUUCUUAUAUAAGCAUGAGCAUUAUUAAAAAAAAGUGAUGGAAAAAAUGUGGUUUUCUGUGUCGUUGGAUGAGAACGACACCUCCAAUACGAAUGUACCGAUUAGCAAUGAUUUCAAAUCGAUUGAUUGCUGCAUUCCUGUCGCCAAAUAUGAGCUACCCGACUACUCCACAGAUCAUUCGUUUCUACUGAUGGACGCCGAGGAGAAUUUACGUAUACCCACACCAGAGUUAUUUCGCAAGAAACUUAAAUGCAACGAUGACACAAAGAUCAAAGUAAUUUCCAUAUUCGGCAAUACAGGCGAUGGCAAAUCGCAUACAAUGAAUAAUACUUUCUUCGACGGCGCCGAGGUGUUCAUGACAUCGGCAGAGCAGAAUUCUUGCACGAUAGGUGUCUAUGCGGCACUGCAACGCGACAUGGAUGUGCUGUGUCUGGACACCGAGGGACUGUUGGGCUCAUCCAAACACCAUAAUCGACGCAUACGCAUGCUGUUGAAGAUUCUGGCCGUUUCCGACAUUGUUAUAUAUCGCACACGUUCCGAACGUCUACACAGCGAUAUGUUUGAGUUUUUGGGAUCUGCUUCGGAGGCGUUUUGCUUGCAUUUCGCACAAGCACUGCAGUCGUUGCCAGUGCCAGGCACAGCGCAAACGCUUGGACCCGCGGUCAUUAUCUUCCAUGAGACACAGCACACAAACCCGCUUGAUGGUUCUGUUGCCGAAAGCGCCGAAGAUCAACUGCGCAAAUGUUUCGAACGUCACAAUCAGAAAAUCAACGCUUUCAGUUCAGUGCGCUAUAUAGGCAUACAAACGCCAAAGCAUGUGGCCACCGAUUAUAGUAAACUUAAGUCUGCUAUAAAAUUGGAAAUCGCUAAUACCACCGUACGUUCGCCACGUCAACCCAGUGUUGUGUUCAAAGCAAUGAAUGCGCUCAAUACCAAAUUCUCCGGUGAAAUAGUGGAGAAAUCAAUAAAUCCUUUUCCCGAACAAUUUUUCACAUGUCCGGUGCGUUGUGAAGCGUGCAACCAGCGCUGUCAGCGUUCGAUGGGUCAUUUGAGCGAUGGUGAGGCGCAUAUGAAUCAACAGCCUUGCAACUAUCAGAAUCAGUAUGACAAUAAGAAGUACCUGUGCAAAAUAUGCUACAAAAAUGGCAAGGAGAACGUCGUCACAUUUAGCACACAAACAAAGAACGACAGCUCAUGGUCAGGAUUGGCUAAGUAUGCAUGGAAAGGUGGCGUCAUCGAUUGUCCAAGCUGUGGCGAAAUAUACAGAUCACGUCAAUAUUGGUUUGGUAAUAAGUCACCGGAGGAGACAUCUGUUAGAUCAAUAAUUGUACACGUUUGGGAGCCAAAGGGUCCAUCACACUCCGCACAAAUGGUACUCGAUAGGGUAUCAACACUCGGCGAAGCACUACCCAAACUCCAUCCCAAUGCAGUGACCGGUUGGCUAGCUGACUGGGUGGCGCCCGGCUAUUGGAAGCCAAAUAGUGAAAUUAUUAGCUGCCAUGCAUGCCAGAAGGUAUUCGAAAAUACUGGUUUACACAAGCAUCACUGCCGCAGCUGUGGCGAAGGUUUUUGCCAUGCAUGUAGCCAAAAACAAAUGCCAGUGCCAGCGCGCGGCUGGUCAGAGCCUGUGCGAGUGUGUAAUUCAUGUUAUACGCUAUUGCAGAAUAAACCGAAUGCGGUGCCGGCAAAUACAACCGAAGCAUUUAAUCAUACCAAUUCCAAUUCAAAUUCAAAUCCAAAUAAUAAUAUCACAGGCCCACCAACGACUGAACAAGCUGACAUAAGUGUGCGAAAAAUAGGUGAGGUAAUCAUCAAUCCAUUGGGCAGCAUAACAAAGGGAGCUUAUGAGUUUACCAAAGGCAUCAUUAAGGAUACCGCCCGCCCCUCAUACUGGGUGCCCGAUGCCAAAGCGCCAACUUGUUACAUCUGUGAGACACUCUUUGGCACUGCUGAAGAGUUGGCUAUAGCAAAAGCUAAUAGUGUAAUUUCCAGUAGCAGUGGCAACAGCACCACUACUAGCAGUCCUGCACCAAAAACAACAAAAGAAAAUAUUGUCAAUGGCAAUGUCGCCGCGGGUAGUAGCGCUGGUAAUAUAACGAAUGGCGGUUUUAAUAUUCCCUCACCCAUUGGCGACUGUCUACGCCAUCAUUGUCGACGCUGCGGUCAAGCAGUGUGUGAGCACUGUUCGCAACAACGCCAGCCGGUGCCCGAGCAUGGCUGGGAUGUGCCAGUGCGUGUCUGUGAUAAGUGUGCCGAUCUGAAGCAGUGCGAUCCGACCAUUGGUCAGGCAGCCAGCGGCAGCAGUAAUAAUGUUGCAAAAUAAUUAAUGCGUAUGCAGCAAGAUUUAAUGCGUCCCCGACUUGAGGCGGUUGCAUUUAAGAUGUAUGCGUGAAAAAGAGGAGCACGAUUUUUCUAUGCGCUGUGUGUUUUGCAUUUUAUUUUUAUUUUUGGCCAUUUGGUACAUUGGACUGCAUUAGAAAGUGGUAUAAGAAUAACUAAAAAAUAAUAAUCCCAUAUAAAAACAUAUUUUCCCAUUUCUACAUUUUUCAAUUGAUAUUCACCUAUACAUUUUAUUUUAGGACUACGCAUGUGAACUACGAAUGUUAAAUAUGAAGCGUAUAAGAAAUUUCACUUAGUGCAAGUUUAAAAAGUUAUCAUUUUCAAUAAACGUUCUACCAUAUGGAUUAAUCGCUUUAAGAACGCUGGUUUGGCUGCUCCACCAAAUAACUCAUAGCAAUAUAUUUUCGGUUUACUUGGGACAGUAAAGUUACUAUGUUCCCUUACAACUGUUUUUCUUCAAGGGCACUUGCAUUUUAAUUAUUUUUCUUUUUCGACGACUUCAAAAAACGGAGAAGGUUAUCAAUUCGUCGGAAUACUUUUUUUUU